UUUGGUAUUUGAUUUGUGAGAUUAAAAUAGAAGGGAGAAGAAGUCAAGUACUCCACGUGUCAAAGUGGGUCUGAAUCUAAGUUUAAGCAGGACAUAGAAGAGAGAAUUAUUCACUUCCACUAAUGGUGAAUGGUAACUGUAACUCAAAUCAAAGGGAUCACAUUUCAGGAAUUCUGUACUCUCUCUCUUCCCUUAUGCAACUAGAAUGGAAAGCUUUCAUGGGGUUUUUGACAUUUUGUGAAAUGUGGUUGAAAUUUGGUGGGAGGGUCCACAUGAAAAAGUACAAAGAGUUAGAAACAAAGAAAGAAAAUUCAACAUAACAACACUCAUCACUACUAUUAGGGAGUACAACCUUCAAACUUUGGUUUGAUUCCCUCUAUCUUUUUUUUGUUGGCUUUUAAGGAAGGUGGAAAAUUUCAUAUUCACUACUUCCCUUUUAUAACUCAACUUUUAUAUAUAAAGUCUCCAUUGAUUUUUGCAAUUGAUCUUAUUCAAUUUCUCACCUUUUUUCCCUUUUGGACGUGGAUCCAAGUCCUUUCCUCUAUUCACUCACUACUUUUCUUUCUUCAUCUCUUUUCAAUUCUUAAUCUAAGUUUCUUUUCUGGGCAUGGCGGAAAGAUUCUUUCUUUGGGGUUUAAUUAUGGUUUGGUGAUUAUGCAUUCAUGGAAUUUAGAGAUUUUAUCUGAUCUGGGGAUACAUCAGAUUCUUCUGCAGAUUUAUUAUUAAUCUAUUAUUGUAGGAACAAGUUUGGAUUAUGGGUUGGCUGAACAAAAUUCUUAAAGGUUCGAGUCACAAAACCUCACGUGGGCACUAUCAUGGAACCUAUGAAGAGAACCAUAAUUCAGGGGAUGAGUUGUCAGAUUUUGACAAAGAGGAAAUUGCACUUGCACUUACUCUAUCCCUUUCGGAACAAGAUUAUAAAGGGAAAAAAGUAGCUGAACCUGAAUCCGAAUCCGAGUCUGAAUCAGAACUCGAGGAGGUUGAAUGUAUUGCUACAAUGCAGUCAGAUGAAGAUGAAGUUGAAGAACCAGUUCAGGUUAUACUUCAAUCAGAUGAAGAUGAAGAUGAAGAACCGGCUAAAGUUGAGGAAGACGAAGAACUGCUUUCAAGUGUUCAAUUAGAGGAAGAUGAACAGCUUGCCAGGGCUAUUCAAGAAAGCCUGAGCAUGGAGUCUCCUCCCCAUCAUGACAACGGCAGCUUAUUUCUGCCUCAUCCUUUCUUGUUUUCAUCUGGCUACAGGAUUUGUGCUGGCUGCAAUGCUGCGAUCGGUAAUGGAAGGUAUUUGAGUUGUAUGAAUGGCGUUUGGCAUCCAGAAUGCUUUCGCUGCCACGCUUGUAAUCAGGCCAUUACUGAUCAUGAGUAUUCUAUGUCUAACAACCAUCCUUAUCACAAAUCAUGUUACAAGGAGAGGCAUCAUCCAAGAUGUGAUGUUUGCAAUAGCUUUAUACCAACCAACUCAGCAGGUUUGAUUGAGUACAGGGCACAUCCAUUCUGGCGCCAAAAGUACUGUCCUGCCCAUGAGCGCGAUGGAACUCCUCGGUGUUGUAGCUGUGAAAGAAUGGAGCCAAGGGACACAAAAUAUUUGUUACUUGAUGAUGGUCGUAAGCUGUGUCUAGAGUGUCUAGACUCUGCGAUUAUGGACACUCAUGAAUGCCAACCGCUUUAUCUCGAGAUACAAGAUUUCUAUGAAGGUUUGAAUAUGAAAGUGGAGCAGCAAAUUCCAAUGCUCUUGGUGGAGAGGCAAGCUCUAAAUGAGGCCAUGGAGGGAGAAAAGAAUGGUCAUCAUCAUUUGCCAGAGACAAGAGGACUUUGCUUAUCAGAAGAACAGACUGUUACAACAAUAUUGAAGAGGCCUAAGAUUGGUGCGGGGUACCGGAUCAUAGACAUGAUAACCGAGCCUUUUAAGCUAGUUCGUCGAUGUGAAGUGACAGCAAUUCUUGUCUUGUAUGGCCUCCCUAGGUUGUUGACAGGGUCAAUUUUAGCUCAUGAGAUGAUGCAUGCUUGGCUCAGACUUAAAGGUUAUCCUAAUUUAAGUCCAGAAGUUGAAGAAGGUAUUUGCCAAGUCUUGGGACACAUGUGGUUGGAUUCAGAGAUGUAUUCGGGGUUGGGGAACGAUGUUGUUAUUGACGCCUCUUCAUCAUCGUCGUCAUCUUCAACUCCUCCUGGAUCUAGUUCAUCCAAGAAGGGGAAGAGAUCAGAUUUUGAGAAGAAAUUUGGUGAAUUUUUCAAACACCAAAUCGAGUCGGAUUCAUCAACAGCAUACGGCGAAGGAUUUAGGAAAGGUAACGAAGCAGUGCUCAAGUAUGGCCUAAGGAGUACACUUGACCAUAUCAAGAUGACAGGAAGCUUUCCAAUUUGACUUGCACAGAAAUAUAUCUAAAUCUAUAUAUGUAUAAUCAAUUAUUUGUCAACUAAGUUGAAAUAGUACUUUGGCCUUUAUGAUAUUUUAGUGAAUAGGAUUAGAAAAGUCUAAAUCCCAUUAAAGCUUAUACCUCAUAAGAUAGAAUAAACGACUCAAAAAAUGGUCGAUUCCAUAUAUGAAGGAAACCCUUUGUAAUGUCUUCAGAUCAGAACUGUUUGCAGUUGCAGUACCACAUAGUAUUUAUUACACUCACAUAAUACUUUUGAGAUGUUUAAAAGAAAUUGUACACAAUAUGAAUAUGGAAUGAGAAAUGGCUUGUUUUAUAAA
Molecule: messenger RNA, 2689 nt
Organism: Cannabis sativa
Lineage: Eukaryota; Viridiplantae; Streptophyta; Magnoliopsida; Rosales; Cannabaceae
Product: protein DA1-related 1
Exons: 11
Coding region: 755-2359 (534 amino acids)
Molecular function (GO): ubiquitin binding
Source: RefSeq, a predicted model, not a curated record